Molecule: messenger RNA, 1146 nt
Organism: Truncatella angustata
Lineage: Eukaryota; Fungi; Ascomycota; Sordariomycetes; Amphisphaeriales; Sporocadaceae
Product: heterokaryon incompatibility protein-domain-containing protein
Exons: 1
Coding region: 1-1146 (381 amino acids)
Source: RefSeq, a predicted model, not a curated record
AUGCUGCCCUACGUCUUCAGGCCAUUUCCCAAAAGUGGCUACAUCAGGACUCUAGCUCUCGAACCCGGAGCUUACGACGAUGACAUUGUCAUACAUAUGAGUCGUGUUCCCUUCGACCCAGCACAUCCGCCUUAUUAUGAGGCUCUGUCUUAUUUCUGGGGAUCCAAUACAAACAAAAAGCCCAUAUACGUCGGAAAACAAGGCGGAUCGAUCAUCAUGGUGACGAGAAACCUCGAGGUGGCACUGAGACACCUUCGACCUAGACACGGAUCUUCCCGAAUUAUGUGGAUUGAUGCUAUUUGCAUCAAUCAGGCCGACGAUGAAGAGAAAGGUCCACAGGUUGCCAAGAUGGGUCAGAUUUUCAAACACGCCGCUCGGGUUACGGCGUGGCUCGGACCGGAACAGAACAGUAGUGAUCAAGCUAUGCGCCUGAUGGGGUAUCUCGGGUCACAAGUCUCUGUAGCUUGGCCGCCUUUUCAUGGCAGUUCAAUCCCCUGGUCUAUGCGCCCUACUCCAACAGCCUUCGAUAAGUCUUUGGGCGAUAAAAUGUCGUAUCUGCCUUUCAGUUAUCCUGAGACUCAGUCAAUUUACCACUUGUUAUCUCGUAGAUGGUUCAGGCGUUUGUGGGUUCGUCAGGAGAUUUUCUUGGCGACAGGCAAAGCUGUUCUUGUCUGUGGAUCAUUUGCCACCCCAUGGGCUCUUUUCAGGAAUGCGAUGGUAUCCAUUUAUUGUAAACCCUGCCACAAGGUACCAAGGGGAUGGAGCAGGCUGAAAACGACGCUUUCUUCAUUCAUAUUCCAGACGUUUCCAGUUCGUAUCACUACCAUAAGACAGCUAUUCGAUGGAAGCGAAUGUCGAGAUAGUCGUGACAGGAUAUACGCGAUUCUUGAUCUUUUACAUGAUUUGGAUCGACGACUUAACAUCCAACCAGACUACACCAAGUCCACUGCGUCCGUGUAUAAAUGUCUCACAAGAAUGUACAUUGAGAAGUCCAGGAGCGUCAAGAUUCUUCAGGAUUGCCAGAUUGAUACAAACAUCAAAAACACCAGCUGGGUUCCUGACUGGACAGCAAAGCUAGAAACAGAGCAAUUUACCACCAUGUUCGCGUCAUCUCAACUGGCUUCAGAUUUUGUUUUACGGAUAUGA